UGGUUUGUCAACCACGAGGAACUCAAAUGUAUAGGCUUUCCAGAGCCGAUUCACACAAAACUGUAGCAGGCGUUCGCGGGUGUGUUGCUAGAAUGUUAAACCUUAAAACACAGACUGUAUGAGAAAGGGAUAAACCAUAAAACAUCCAAAUAACACAAGGCAUUCCGCGGUGCAGCUAACUUGGACGUUACUUGAGAAAACUUUGGUAGCGAUCAUCCUUCAUCCGCUUGGGAACAUGGAUCUCGGCGUGCCGUUGAGCUCUGUCUGCAGAGUGAUGAUGAAAGAAGAUUUAAAGGACGAAGGAUAUGGUCAUGUGAUUGCAUGUCCAGAUGAAGAAGAAGAGCCCUUUGCAGAGCUUCACUGUAAAACUGAAACAGACGAGUCCAGCGUUACUUACCCCGAAACACCACGGACAAGAGUGGAGAUUGAAGUGAAUGAAAGGGAGCAGGAGAGCGAUCUACUGGAAAAACUAGAGUCUGAAAUGUCAGGAUUUACUGAAUCGACACCGCUGCCCAUGCCAGUGAAGGAGAUAAAAGAAGAAGAGUUUGAUGAUUUCCUUCAAGAGUACAUGUUUGCAGACCAGGAAGUAAAAGGAGACCUCGGACUGGAUUAUGACUGCAAGACUGAAACACACACAUCACCGACCUUCAACUGCAAAGAAGAACAGUCUCCAGUGAUGGAAAUUAAACAGGAGGAAGAAUCUGAUUUAAAAGAAGAUUGCCAGAAAGACUCUUUCUGUAAAGGUGAGAUGAGGCAUACUGGGGAAAAGGUACAUUAUUUUACGAGGAGUGGAAAGGCCUCCUCGAAGACGAUUCAACACAAGUCUCACAUGACGAUCCACACAGGAGAAAAGACGUAUCAGUGCUCUGUCUGUGGAAAGACCUUAAGACGAAAAGAUAAUCUCAAGGCACACCAGAGGAUCCACACAGGAGAAAAGUCACAUCAGUGCACUACAUGUGGGAUGAGUUUCAGGACUAGGUCAAAGGUCACCGUCCAUCAGCGCACUCAUACAGGAGAAAAGCCACAUCAGUGCUCUGACUGUGGAAAGGCCUUUACUCAAAGGUCUUAUCUAAAGCGACAUCAGAUGGUUCACACAGGAGAAAAGACGUAUCAGUGCUCUGUCUGUGGAAAGACCUUAACACGAAAAGAUAAUCUCAAGGCACACCAGAGGAUCCACACAGGAGAAAAGACGUAUCAGUGCUCUGUCUGUGGAAAGACCUUAAGACGAAAAGAUAAUCUCAAGGCACACCAGAGGAUCCACACAGGAGAAAACUCACAUCAGUGCGCUACAUGUGGGAUGAGUUUCAGGACUAGGUCAAAGGUCACCGUCCAUCAGCGCACUCAUACAGGAGAAAAGCCACAUCAGUGCUCUGACUGUGGAAAGGCCUUUACUAAAAGGUCUUAUCUAACGCGACACCAGAUGGUUCACACAGGAGAAAAGCCGUAUCAGUGCUCUGACUGUGGCAAGUCCUUUAGUCAAAAAGCAUGUCUACAGACACACCAGAGGAUCCACACAGGAGAGAAGCUGUUUCAGUGCACUACAUGUGGGAUGAGUUUCAGGACUAGGACAAAGGUCACCAUCCAUCAGCGCAUUCAUACAGGAGAAAAAGCCACAUCAGUGCUCUGACUGUGGUAAGUCCUUUAAUCAUAACGCUGGUCUGCACAGGAGAAAAGCCGUUUCAGUGCUCUACAUGUGGAAUGAGAUUCAGGACUAGGCAAUUGGUGACUAAGCAUCAGCGCAUGCAUACAGGAGAACAGCCGUACCAGUGCUCUGACUAUGGAAAGGCCUUUAGUCAAAGGUUUAGUCUAAAGGAACACCAGAAUACCCACACAGGAGAAAAGCCGUAUCAAUGCCCUGACUGUGGAAAGGCCUUUAUUUAUAGGUCUGAUCUAAAGGCACACCAGAGGAUCCAUUCAGGAGAAAAGCCGUAUCAGUGCUCUGACUGUGGAAAGAUACACCAGAGGAUCCACACAGGAGAAAAGCCGUAUCAGUGUUCUACAUGUGGGAAGAGAUUCAAAACUAGGACCGAGAUGACCAUUCAUUAGCGCACCCACACAGGAGAAAAGCUGUGUCGGUGCUCUGACUGUGGAAAGGCCUUUAGGAAUGGGUACAAUCUAAAGAAACACCAGAGGAUCCACAUGUCAUUUUAGUGCUCUGAUGUGAAAAAGGCCUUCAGUCGUAUGUGAGUCCUAUGGGAACACCAAAGGAUUCACAGAGCAGAAUGUUGAACUUUGACAGCACGGCACGCUUUAAGUCAUUGCUAUUUUGCGCGGAGCCCGGCAGCAAGCACAACAAAAAUCUU
Alosa sapidissima (American shad) is the source of this 2303-nucleotide messenger RNA. Its product is annotated as zinc finger protein 664-like. Gene Ontology annotation, cellular component: nucleus. The record is from RefSeq and is a predicted model, not a curated record. Gene Ontology annotation, biological process: regulation of transcription by RNA polymerase II. Gene Ontology annotation, molecular function: DNA-binding transcription factor activity, RNA polymerase II-specific; RNA polymerase II transcription regulatory region sequence-specific DNA binding. Bases 236 to 1627 code for a protein of 463 amino acids. Lineage: Eukaryota; Metazoa; Chordata; Actinopteri; Clupeiformes; Clupeidae. The transcript has 4 exons.